GAAGCACAUUAAACGGAGGCCUGUCCAAAACUUCUUCACUAAUAUGGAGCAUGCUGGUGCUUCCAUGUUGAGGAAAUGGCACCCAGCUUACCAGUCCUAGCGAGCAAUCAUCAGGUUGCUUUCAAGACAAAAGUCUUCCAUCCAAACAUCAAUAGGAAUGGUAGCAUUUGCUUGGAUAUUCUCGAGGAGCAGUGGAGCCCUGCUCUAACCAUCUCUAAGGUAUUGCUUUCGAUUUGUUCUUUGUUGGUGGAUCCGAACCCCGACAACCCUCUUGUCCCGGAGAUCGCCCACAUGUUUAAGACCGACUGAGCUAUGUACGAAGCCACAGCUCGUAGCUGGACACAAAAAUUAUGCCAUGGGUUGAAGCUCCCAUGCUUCCCUCUCACCUCCUGUCACCUUAAGUGACCCGAAAAUCGUGUUCUAAAAGAAAGUAAAGUUCCUCAUUCUCUCUACUGUGAAUUCUAUUUUUCUCAAUUCUAUGCAGGUUUGUGCUCUAGUUUCUAUUGUUAAAAUUUGUAUGGAUAAGGUAAUGAGAACAUGGCAUGAAUAUAUAUAUAUAUAUAUAUAUAUAUAUAUAUAUAUAGUGUGUGUGUGUGUGUGUGUGUGUGUGUGUUUUGCUUGUCGUGAUCAACUUCAUUUAUUUUGGUUUCUCUUUAUUGAAAAGUAUUUGAAGGAUCUAAAGGAUGUUAUGCUUCUUGGUAAUUGGUCAUUUACAGAAUUUUUACUCAAUUAGCAUCUUUGUUGUCAUCCUCUCAAGCAUCAGUUUAUAUAUUCUUGUUGCCUUGCCUUUCAUCUUUUACGCAAAAGCGAAUUUCCGAUGUGGAUACGAAAAGAAAAAAAAAAAAAAAGCUUGUCAUCAUUUUACUAUUCCAGUUGAAGCCCAACUUCACUGGCUGGGCAUUUGUUUAUUAUGACAUCUCAUUAAGAAAG
Ananas comosus (pineapple) is the source of this 930-nucleotide messenger RNA. Its product is annotated as ubiquitin-conjugating enzyme E2-17 kDa-like. Gene Ontology annotation, biological process: protein polyubiquitination. The record is from RefSeq and is a predicted model, not a curated record. Lineage: Eukaryota; Viridiplantae; Streptophyta; Magnoliopsida; Poales; Bromeliaceae. Bases 76 to 309 code for a protein of 77 amino acids. Gene Ontology annotation, molecular function: ubiquitin conjugating enzyme activity. Gene Ontology annotation, cellular component: nucleus. The transcript is spliced from 3 exons.